This is a messenger RNA of Durio zibethinus, 1640 nucleotides long. Its product is annotated as choline-phosphate cytidylyltransferase 2-like. Gene Ontology annotation, biological process: CDP-choline pathway. NCBI's taxonomy places the organism in Eukaryota, Viridiplantae, Streptophyta, Magnoliopsida, Malvales, Malvaceae. The record is from RefSeq and is a predicted model, not a curated record. Gene Ontology annotation, molecular function: phosphatidylcholine binding; choline-phosphate cytidylyltransferase activity.
UGUGACAUAAUUAAGACUUCAUGACAACACAAAGGAAAUAGACGAAGAAAAAAAAAAUUGACACUACAAAAAUAGAAGCGGAAGAAGCGCGCAAUCGAAGGUUGAGACGCCAUGACCGGGGGCUGUUGGAAGGCCAUUCCUUUAUCUUGAGAGAAAAGCAGUGAUCCAGAUUAUAAUGAGACAAAAGAAAUAAAACUGUCAAAAUUUUGCUAAAGUCCAAAAUCUCCACCAUGAACAACGGCCCCUCUACUACUAACAACGACGACAUCAGCGAUUCCCAUCGCCUUGUCCGUGUCUACGCCGAUGGGAUCUACGACCUCUUCCACUUUGGCCACGCUCGCUCCCUCGAACAAGCCAAGAAAUCGUUUCCCGAUACGUAUUUGCUGGUUGGAUGUUGCAAUGACGAAACAACCCAUAAGUACAAGGGCAAAACUGUUAUGAACGAAGCAGAGCGUUACGAAUCCCUUCGCCAUUGCAAGUGGGUUGAUGAAGUCAUUCCUGAUGCUCCAUGGGUGAUCAAUCAAGAAUUUCUAGAUAAACACAAAAUUGACUAUGUGGCUCAUGACUCACUUCCCUAUGCUGAUGCCAGUGGAGCUGGGAACGAUGUGUACGAGUUUGUUAAAGCUGCUGGGAAGUUCAAGGAAACAAAACGAACUGAUGGGAUUUCUACGUCAGAUAUUAUAAUGAGAAUUGUUAAAGAUUAUAACCAGUAUGUGCUUCGUAACUUGGACCGAGGAUAUUCAAGGAAAGAGCUUGGAGUUAGCUAUGUGAAGGAAAAGAGAUUGAGAGUGAACAUGAGACUGAAGAAACUACAUGAAAAAGUAAAGGAACACCAAGAAAAAGUAGGAGAAAGGAUACAAACUGUUGCCAUUUAUCGUAAUGCGUGGUUGGAAAAUGCUGACCGCUGGGUUGCUGGAUUUCUUGAAAUGUUCGAAGAAGGUUGCCACAAAAUGGGCACUGCAAUCAGAGAUCGAAUCCAGGAGCGGUUGAGGGGGCAGCAAUCAAGGGAUUCCACAUAUCUGCUGCAAAACGGUGAGGGUGAAGAAGACGAAGAGUAUUAUUACGAUGAUGAUGAUGAUUAUGAUGAUGAUGAGGAGGAGGAAUACUACGAUGAUGAAGAAUAUUAUGACGACGAGAAAGACAAGAAAAAUGAAAAAGAAAAGAAAUAAAUUUGUUUCUGCAUGCUUGCAGAUUCCUGUUUACUACUUUAGGGUACCGUAAAGUAGUAAAUGGUAGCUGUGGAAUGUGUGAUAUGUUGAUGUUAUAGCUAAAUCGAGCCAGGCCCUUGAGUAGAAAGCCUUUUCUUUCCUAAUUUUUUUACCCAUGUUUCUAUGUUGGGCAGAAAAGUUGUCUCCCAGUCAUACCUGAAAUUGCUGUCCCACCAGUUUUUGCCUUGGAGCUUCCCUGUUCUUGUCAUCUAAGUUGUAAGAUGCAAGGGGUUAUACAACUUUUCGAUCUCACAUGCAGGAUAAGCAUGGUUUUUUUUAUUACAUCUAGAACUGAGCCUUAUUCAUAUUUUUUUUUGUACAAAGGCGGUUGUGCAGCCUGAAGAUAAAGGAUGACAGAUUUUGUAAACUUUUUCUUAAUGAAUAGUUAUUGUAUAGUUUACUAAUAUAGAAUGACAUAUUUUGAAAACAAAA